GGCAUUUCGUAUCUUUAAUUAUGAUUUGGGUGUUAAUACGUCUUAUCUUUUUGCUCCCUCCAGCACUAAUAAUCUCCGAGGUCAUAGCAAGAAGGUUCAUAAACCACGAUCUAAUAAACUUAAAGUGGGGUCCCGUUUUUCUCAUCGAGUAGUCAAUCAUUGGAACGCCUUACCCGAACAAGUGGUAUCAGCCCCAUCAGUGAAUACUUUCAAGGAAAAGCUGGACCUUCACUGGAAAGCAAUGUGUUAGGAUUAACACAUGUUCAUCAACCUACUAUCCUUAUUACUGAAGACUGAAGACUCGAACACACAUUGGUACAGGGAGGGGGCUACAAAUACCUCUACUACUACGGGAUUUGAGUCGACAACUUCAUCUCUGUGUUAAUUUGGUAUGGCAACUCUAACUGAUGUAUGUACGUACGAAGUUCUACGUUGUUAUUGACUGACUUACUGCACCAAAUACAUACGCGCCACACAAUAACAAUUCGUAGUUAUCAUAGACUUAUGUAAGAGCUGUGAUACUGCCCGGGUUAUUGUCUUAGGGAGCCACACUCGAGCCUUUGAUCUAAAGGUCUAAUCCACAAGGCAGUGGAGCAAUGUUAGGAGAUGCAGUCUCAUGGUAGUCAGUGCACUUAUUACCAUCUAAAUUAGUUUUUAUCAUCUCAGUCAUAGCUCAUAGCCUAAACUUUUUGUCUUUCAAACAUUCAGUCAGAAAUUUGAAGUCCACUUCAUCUACAUCGUUGUAAGUAACUGUAUGGUAUCUUAAGCGUUUGCAGUGGGAUUUAGCUCAAUAAUAUACAGCGUGCCUUUUGAGUUAUAUUCAGUCAGUCAGUCAUCAACAACGUAGAACUUCGUACGUACGUACAUCAGUUCGAGUUGCCACACCACAUUAGCACACAGAUGCAGUUGUCGAUUCAAAUCCCAUAGUGGUAGAGGUAAUAAGAGUAUAAGCAGUAAUCGGGAAGAUUAGUGUUUGGAGAUGUUAUUUAAAGAGUAUAAUCCAGUGAAAUAAAUUUGGAAAGAGGAAAAAAGGGACAUGAAGAAUUCAGAAGAUUAGAAUUUGGGAGAACACAGAGAGUGGAUGCACCUGGGCCAUUGCAAACGAUUUUGCACCAUGUCAUUCAGGGUCUCUAACCAUCGGUUGAUAUCAUCUCGCGGUCCCCAACCAGGUAGUCUACACCUACCAACAUGACUCAGUUCACUUGUCAGUGACUUCAUGGACUUGUGCCAUGUUUUGGUUUGGCCGCCCCUAGCUUUCUUCCAACCUACUCCUAUACCACUGAACAUAGCACGUCGAGGCAGUCGGUCGUUGGGCAUACGUAACACGUAUCCCAGCUAUCUCAACUGAUGAAGUUUCACUACUUCAUCAAUUGAUUUGCCAUCCUUACCUAGUACCCGUUUCCUAACAACUGUGUUACUUACUCGAUGGUCCCAUGAUAUACGAGCAAUGUUUCGAAGACACCUAUGAUCAAAUACUAGUAGCCUACGGAUAUCCUCUACUCUUACCGGCCAUGUUUCACUGCCAUAAAGUAGGACGGAACGAACUGCUGCGCAGUAAACACGUCCUUUGGUUGGUAGACGGAUAUCUCGCCUACGCCAUAAAUGACGCAAGUUGGCAAAAGCUAGUCGAGCCUUCUGUAUACGUGCUGAGAUUUCGUCACACACCGGACCACAAGGGCUGAUGAGACUUCCAAGAUAAGUGAAGCGGUCGACACACUCAACUACUUCACUCCCUAUCACUAGUUCGGGUGUCGAUGUAACCCAAUCCUGAAGCAACAUUUUGCAUUUCGAGGGAGAGAAUCGCAUCCCGAACAUGCUUGCAUUGUUGCUUAGAGUGGUCAGAAGACUCUGCAUUUUGUCAGCGUCUUCACCAAAUAAAACUAUGUCAUCUGCAUAUUCUAAGUCAACAAGUGAACCUCCCGGUAGAAGUUCAACCCCUGGAAAUUUAGAUGAGGAGAGUGUUAUCUCUAAAAGUAUGUCGACCACAAAGUUGAACAAGAAUGGGGAGAGUGGACAGCCCUGACGAACACCACUUGAGGUAAUCAAUUCUGAUGACAGUUCGCCAUAAGCUCUCACUCUACCAGUUGUGUUCGAGUAGAGAGCCUUUAUAAGGUUAAUGUACUUCUUUGGUACUCCUUUCAGUGACAAACACUGCCAUAGAACCUCACGAUCAACAGAGUCGAAUGCCGCCUUAAGGUCGAGAAAUACUGCAAUUGUGGGGCGAUGAGUUAUAUUAUUUACUAUCGAUACCAGAUAUGUAGACAACUACAGUAAGUUAAAAGCCUAUUUCCCUCUUUAGAUUGUGUAACUUGCUCAAAAUCUUAACAAAAUUAACUGAUGCUUUACUCUGGUAGACUGUGCGAGCAAAUAGGAUAUCGAGUUGUUCUGACCAUCUGUUCAUGGGAUGAUUUCCUCAAUUUUGUUCAGGAUCCGUUUGUUCCGUUUUUAUGUUUGUUAUCUCAGUAUUCUGGGGGAUAUGUAUGCAAAGCGUUUUAUGUGUAUCAACUACUUUUUUACAGAACUAUAAUUCCUACUGAUUUUAUCUCUUCAUACUCUCACAUUUUCUAUAAAUAACUUGCUUUAUUAUCAAGUUACCCUGACGAUUUUCCCCGUCAAUUUAAUUUUUUUAUCGAAGAUUAUUUAUAUUUGAGUCGUCAUUAUACUGAAUAAAUUGAAAUAAUGGAAUUAUGUGAAUGUAGACCAAUAGACAAUAUCUUAAUUUAACUUAGUGAUACUUUUGUGCCAUCGUCCUUACAUGUGUUUGGUUCAUAAAUUCAUUCGUAAACAUCCACAUAAUUAAUAAGACGUUUUAGUAAUAUAUUCGAACUAAUCAAAAGUACUUUUCUUCAUUACAGUGGCAUAGAUUUCCUUGAAGUCACCCUUCAAUUUUUCAGAUAUUCUUUCAUGAAUUUUAUUUUAACACCGAAUGAGAAAAGUUUUGUUUGAAUUUUCUGAAUCAUUUGAAAACGACGUUCAUGUUCAUGUCAAAGAGUGGCUUGAAUUUCCUAUGAGACUCACUAUUUCAGAAUGUGCUUCUCAACUAGCAAGUGCAUAUGAUAUUCCAGAUGUCGCUUCUAAAGUUUUCUAUGAAAGAUUAUCAGAUUUCAUAUCUGAAGAAAAUACAAAUGACUUUAAAGAUCAUUAUUUAAAGUUGGUAAACGAUCUAAGGUCUGAUGUAUCAAAUAUAGAAAAAUUUUGUUCUGUUUUUGACCCUUCGCAUCAUAACAAUUCCACUUCAUCAAAACCAGCCAAACUGAACGAUCAGGAAGUUUUUUCACACGCUUUCAGUCAGAUGAUUCAUUCGCCUGCAGCACAAGAUUUUAUUCACUUAGAACAAUUGUUUGCUCUUGAAGUCGGUUAUAAACUUCAAAAACGAGAUGAUACCCUAAAGGAAAUGGAUCAAAAGCACAUUGAUGAAACUGAACGUAGUAUACAAAAGCGUGGUAGCGAAGUCCCAGAGACCAUCACACAACUCCAAGAGGACUAUUAUCUCAAUAGAGAAGUCAUUAUAAGUCAUUGGGAUAGUUGUAUAAGUGCAUUAAAAUGGGAACAUCGUCAAGCACUGAGAACAUUUGUUAUGUCUUAUGAAGGAAAUAUCAAUAGUUUACCAACAAAUAACGAUCGUCCCAAUUUAACCCGGAUUUCAUCUAAAACUUUGAAUUCCUUAUUAAAGAAAUCAUCUAUCAUAAAUAAUCAAGCUAUUUCUAAACGGACUGAUCAUAUUCCAUUAUCAGAAACUUUCACUGUACAAUUGGGUCGUCAGUUACGAACAAUGUUCAAUUUUCGUUUAAUUAGAUUAGAUCCAUCUGAAUUAUUAACAAGAUUGAAAGUCCAGGAAAAUCAUUUGCUUGAUGAUGACUGGCUAGCUGAACGUAUGAACAAUGCUUUAAACAUCUAUUCAAACAAUUUAAACGGUUUAAUGAUUCUAGUGGAUAAACGAAUUAAUUCUUUCCGUGGAAUUAAGAAACUUUUAGCGGAUGCGUGUGAGCAGUCUGCUGAAUUACAUUUCCCUGAAUUAGGUUCCCAGUUAGAAUCUAUACAGGAAACAGUUAAUCGUUUGGGAUCACGUCAGUUAACGGAAUUAAAUGGUGAAUCUAAAUUAAGAAAUAAUGAUUUGUGUAGUGGAAUUUCUACAGUUAAAUCAAAAUCUGACUGUUAUGAACCAAUUCAUGGUGAUGUAUUAAUCACUAAGCAUUCUAAUUUAAUCAGUAGUACCGGUGAUGGUAUAAAUGUUAUUUUUCAAGUGGUCAUUGAUGAAAAUUAUGAAACUAAUAAUAAUAUACGUAUUCCAUCUUCAUUACACAAUGCCAUAUCAGCUGUACUACGUACUUGUUUCGAGUACGAUAUUACAACUUUAUCCUUGCCGUUAUUAUUGGUUUCAUCAGUAUCUGAAAAUAUGGAUAGAUCAUGGAGAGCUAAACGUGUCGAAACAGUACUUAAAGCUGUUAAGGGUACAUUGAUGGAAUUGAUCACAUGGCGUGGUCCCAAUUUACGAUCUAUACAAUUUCUCGCACCUUCAUGGAUUACAGAUGAAGAAUUGAAUGUAUUUCGACAAAUUAUUUCUAAUUCAUUCUUACAACCGAAUCCAUUAAUUGUAGUGUAG
This is a messenger RNA of Schistosoma curassoni, 4603 nucleotides long. NCBI's taxonomy places the organism in Eukaryota, Metazoa, Platyhelminthes, Trematoda, Strigeidida, Schistosomatidae. The record is from the annotation of a GenBank genome assembly.